This is a messenger RNA of Hippocampus zosterae (dwarf seahorse), 2678 nucleotides long. RefSeq names its product sentrin-specific protease 7-like. Gene Ontology annotation, cellular component: cytoplasm; nucleus. The record is from RefSeq and is a predicted model, not a curated record. The coding region runs from base 131 to 2524 and encodes 797 amino acids. Gene Ontology annotation, biological process: protein desumoylation. The transcript is spliced from 22 exons. Gene Ontology annotation, molecular function: SUMO-specific endopeptidase activity. NCBI's taxonomy places the organism in Eukaryota, Metazoa, Chordata, Actinopteri, Syngnathiformes, Syngnathidae.
UCAGUGGCGUAAUGAAGCAACGUAGAUUACGUAAUUACGUCUUUGCGUAAUGUGCAGCUGAAUUUGUGGACGACGAAAAAAUGCUUCCUAGCGUGUUUUGGAAAUUAGUCGUAACGUUUCACGAGCCGCAAUGACAAAAGUAAUCCCCAAGAAGACGUCGAACGCAGCAUCGGACUCCACCCACCAACGGUUACACUCACCGCAAAGCACCGCGCUUCACUUGCAGAAAUCGGGACGUGGGUGGAGUCAUGGCAGCCUCCAUCGUCAGAGGUCAGGAGAACGCUUUCUCGCGCAUGGUAAACUGAGCUUUAAAGAAAUUGUCCAAAAGCUGUUGGGACUGGAAAGUCCGCCCACAGAAGUAUCAACGACCACUCAGGCGGCAGCAGGGGACAGUAGCAGCCAAUCACGGCCGUCAACGAAAGCUCCUCGUCCUCCGAGUUCUUCAGUUAAUUUAUUAUACAGAUGGCGCCCAAAGCGCGCCUCAGACAAUUAUCAACGGCCCGUCUUGGACGUGGACCGUCUUCCUCCACAGAGGAGUGAUUACAAAAGCAAAAGUUUCGGUUCACCAGGUAAACGCGUGUCCGUGGAAGCCUAUGACUCCCUGACUGAGACGAGAGGACGCCUGCACGAUGGGAGGUUGAGUUCCUCCUUGCCAGGAUACAAAACAGUCUUGACAGCUGAUAUUAUGCACGAGUCCACUUCGGCUACAAAUGAAGCGUCUUCUUCACUGGAGACAUCGCCUGAUGCCCAUCGAAUUUUCAACAGGAAGUUCAAUAGGAGCAAAUCAAAUGAGGAGCCAGGGGAGAAAGAGAGAAAUAUUUGGAUGGCCUUCAGACAGCAGAAGAAGAAAACGAGCCGAGUGUCUCGCAGCAGGAAACACACUCGAUCGGAACCCAUUGUUUUGUCCAGCGAGGACGAUGAGCCCGACGAAGGUGACGAGAGAAAACGGAUUGAACAAACUCCUCUUUGGAAUCAAAUACCUCAUCAGACACCAAGAGGAGACCCCAAGCUGCCGUCCUUCCUGGAGUUGGAGUUUUUGUCUCUCCACGUCGGGAUGAUUCACACUCGCGCCAACGGGAAGAUGAUGAUUACAUCAAGCGGCAUCGUUCUGCCGCUUAAAGGAGAAGAUAAAGGCGAGGUCACCGUGGUCGCAUCGCAAGUGCGAGGCUACGGCUUAUGGGACGGCGGUGUCGCUUUGGAUGGGACUCUGCUGGCUGAUCCGGCGGGGGCCGCUCCAUCGUUGCUUUUCCUCUGGGUGAGCGACGCUCAGGCCAACGUACUGCACAGGGAGAUGACCUUUAUGCAGAAAAGCAGUGGCUCAGGGCCGCCGUGCUCCAUCCUUCUAUUGGUGAUGACGGAGCAGCUUCCCGAAGCCCAGGCCGCACUGCUGGCAUCCAUGUUUGAGAUGACGGAAUUCAAGGACGGCCGCUCUUCCUCGGCGGGGGGGCCGAGCUCCCCCCUGAGCUGGACCGACGGCCUGCUACUCAUCCACAGCUGUCCCGCCCCGCUGGAUGAGCACCUCCUUCGUCUGCUGGGUCAGUCAUCGGAGAUAGCCGAUCCGCUGAGACGAAGCUGCAGGAAUCGGGCAUCUGCUGUGCAGCUGGCGAGCAGGUUGAUUCAGUACCCGGCGGCGCCCUCUAAAGGCCGGAUCACAGUGACGAAGGAGGACUUGGCUUGUCUGGAAAGUGGGCAGUUCCUGAACGAUGUCAUCAUCGACUUUUACCUCAAAUUCCUCCUGGUGGAGGGCGGGGGCCGCGCCGUGGCUGAGCGCAGUCACAUCUUCAGCAGCUUCUUUUUCAAACACCUGAGCCGACGGCGAAGCUACACCGAGGGCGCCGCUCUCGUCCCAGAUCAGUACGUGCGGCACCAGAGGGUGAAGACGUGGACUCGCCAUGUUGACAUAUUCACUAAAGAUUUUCUCUUUGUGCCGAUCAAUGAGGAAGCUCACUGGUACUUGGCCGUCAUUUGUUUCCCGGGUCAGGAUGGCAACCAUUAUGAGCAGCGUACAAGUGGAUCCAAGCUCCUCAGUAUGAGAUCAGAGCAGCCGCCGGCAUGCACGGAGCAAGGCUGCACGAGGGACGUCACGUUGACGAAGCCGUGCAUCCUCGUCAUGGACUCUCUGAAAGUGCAGCAGCAUGAACAUGCUUGCAAGCUUCUACGAGACUACCUGCAGGUGGAGUGGGAAGAACGUAAGGGACGACAUCGCGUCUUCUCCUCGGACGGCAUGCACAGCUACAGCUGCAGCGUCCCGCAGCAGGACAACAGCAGUGACUGCGGGUUGUACCUGCUGCAGUACGUCGAGAGCUUCUUCCAGAACCCCGUGGUCCACUUUGACCCCCCUCUACAUUUGGCCCGCUGGUUUCCACGACAACAGGUGCGACAGAAACGCGAGGAGAUCCGGCGCUUGGUUAUGAGGCUUCACAAGAGUCAGUCGCAGUGCGUUUGGUCUUGGUACGUUGGAUGGGGUGAAAGGUCAGGUACGAGAGCGAGCCUGGAGACGAUCAGUCAGCUUACAGCUCAUUAGCAGGAUCACACAGCAGUAGGUCGACUUCUGUUUGUUUGUUAGGUUUUUUUUGGGGGGGGGGGUCUUUCAACGAGAACAUUUUCAGUUCAACUUUUCAUUUUGCUGCGCUGCGACGCAAUCUUUCAAAACACAUCUCGGUACUUCAGUGAGUUUU